AUGAAGGAUUUGCCUCUGUCCCUGCUGAGUCGGGGGUGUGGUCUAUUCGUCUCGUCCAAUGGAAACAGGGGGAGACAUGACGGACGGCUGGAUGUCUGCUUCACACCUCAGGAUUACUACAUCUGGAAGUCUCAGGACUCUCUGCUGCGUCUGUCCAACAGCGGCCAUCUGCUUGUGGAGGCAGAGUCAGCCCUUCCAAAGACCUACAGCACCAGAAGAGGGCCACUUCUCCUGUACUCCCAGGACUUGGUUUCUAUGGAAACCAGUUUUCACUCAGAGACCAGAGACAGAAAGCAAAGGGUUGUUCGGCAGUACACUCAACAAGUGGGACAGCUGAGCACCGUCAAGGAGUUAUCGGCAGCCAUCUUGAGCUACAGUAACACUCAGUUCACCACCUCCAGACUCGGUCCGCUCUCCUUUCCUCCUCUCAUUCCCCCUCUUGCUCCAGGCCUCCAUCAUCCCAGUCCUGCGUCGCCCACGACACAAGGGCAGCCCCGUCCAGAGAUGCUCACACAGUUGAACCCCCAGUGGCUUCCUGCAGAGAGAAGCACUGCACAACUGGAGAAUCAACUUGAAGAUGAAGAUGAGGAGCAUGGCAACAAGAAAAGGGUCAGGCUGGAUCUGUUUGUCCAGAUACCCUGCACUUCCAGGACUCCAACUCCACAGACGGAGCCUCAGCCCUGGGUACACUAUGUAGCAGUGACCCCUGAAGAACCAGAGAAGCCUCAGACUUGCGAAGACAUGAGUCUGCAGCAUACUGAGACAAAACACCACAGUAUAGGAGGAGAGCUCCAUCAUCAAGACAUGAACUGGGUCCGAGACAUGACAGAUGAUGAAGGCUGUUCCAUUCAAGACAAUGGAACUACCAAUGAUGAAGGCAACUAUGAACGAUUGAUAAAUGGGAACAGACACGUGAGGAAAGGCCUCCUUCCUCCUCUGACAGUGGGACAUCCAGUUUCUAAUAGACCCUGUUUGGAGAAUACAGACAGGUCAAGAUGGGAGGGCCCCAGCACUGAUGAACAACAUGCAAGGCGCUUACCUCCCAUAGCAGAGAGUCAUACCGUUGGACCCGAGUGGGCCACCAAGGCUCAGACCCAGCAGGAUGCCAGAACAAAGGCAGAUAGCGUUCAAUCCCAAGAAAAUCUGAACAGACUCCAUCAGCAGCCUCUGAUUCUCCCUCUGCUGUUUCCAGGAAAGGAGGGAGAGAUAAAUGGGCAGCAAAGAGGAGGAGGAGGAAAAUCAGAGAGACAAUAUCAUAAAAAAGAGAUAGUAGGGCAGGGAGGAGGAGGAGGAGGAGGAGGAGGAGGAGGAGGAGGAGGAGGAGGAGGACCCUCUGAGAAAGGCUCUAUGAUUCUGCUGGAGCCAGGAGAAGAGCCUCCUCCUCCAGUAGGAGUGCUGGGUUGGGUCACAGGACGGAAAGGCCCGGGCAAACAGAGCUCUUUGGCCUUCUUACAGAACCGACUGUCCGACUUUCAGGAUGCCUGUGAAUCCAGCGAUGCUAACAGAGGCGUGGUUAGGGGCAUUCUGCCUCUGGAGCUGAGAGAUUUGCAGAAUGACAAAUCAGUUGGCAGUCUGAUCUUGGGUCCUGAUGGGGAGAUCAUUCAACUGUCGCUGUACGACAACAGCCAGGACCCAUCUCAUAUUGAUGGUGAUACACGGGAGCAAGCUCUCCAGGUUUUGUCUGCAGAAGGAGAGAAGUUACCCUGGGUCAUUGUGCUGCAGCCUGAAAACACACAUAUAGAGGGAGAGGUGGAGCUGAACGCAGAUGUUCCUGUGGGUGAUAUCCAGCACCAUCAGUCUGUGCACAAGCUCUUAGAUCUUCACAGAUCAACAGAGACUGGUGAAUGCUCACCCAGCAGCCACACAGACCCAGGUAAAUCUCCAGCGGCUGUGACCAAGAAAAAAACAAAGGGUGCAGAGGCAGUGUCGGGUAUAUUGGGAAAGGACGCAAAACACAAUAUUAGGAUGCCUCCUCUGAGGGAGCAGGAAGGGAAAGAAGAGGCAAGAGGAGGCCACACUGAGGCAGAAGAGGAGGACGAAGAGGCAGAGCAGAGCAGUACAGGACUGAGUAGCCAUUUGUCUGGAUCACGUCAGCCAGGGUUGCUGCUGUUUAAAGAUGGUGUAUCAUUUAGCCAUCAGAGCAUCAGCCCGAAUGAAGUACCAACUGGGGACGCUGUGGACAAAAGGAGGAAGAAUACAAAAAGGAAGAACGUUGAGGAAGCUACAACAUCCACAGGGAAAAGGGAGAUGAAAACAGGGAAAAGUGCAGCAUCAGAUGGACAGAAGUCAUCAAGGACGAGGGGAGAAGGAAAACGACAGAGGCAAAAGACAGGAAGUGUAAGUGAUGCUCAAUCAGUCAGGAGCCAGAAACCAGAGGAGCAUAUCAACAAAGAGGCAGCAGAGACUCAUUCUGCUCUCCCUUCUGUGAAAAAGAGGAUGACAGACAAGGAAGGAGAGAGAGAAGAAGUGAAGAUGAAAGAGGAAAGAGACGAGGGCGGAGAAGUUGGGAGGCAGAAUGAAAAGUCUGCAGGGAGGAAGAGGAGGAGAGGAAGGAUGAAGAAAAAAGAGUUAGUCGUUGGUAACUCAGAGGACCCCCUAAAGAAAGAGGAGGUGGAAAUCAGCCAGGAAAUGAAAGAGGAGUCUCACAUAAUAAACUCCAAAAGAUCCUCUGCAACACAAAGUCACAGUAACGAUACAAAAACUAAUUCAGAGGAGGACACGGACACAGAGGGUCUUCACACCAUUUCUGACAAACACAGCAGCGUCCGAUCAGUGAGCUCGCUCAGGUCCAGUGCUGCUGCAUCCAGCCUCAACCAGAGGAGCUGGAGGAGGUCUGCUGCCUCUUCCUGGGAGGAGGAGGCAGCUCCUGCCAGCGCCAUGGGUCUCGCUUCAUCUUAUGGCCGCAUGUCGUCAUGUUCAACUAUCAUGGUGACGGAGGAACAGCUGAUGCUGAACCCUGUGAAGCCAGAGUUCUACAGACCCAGAAGGACUAAGGAGGAUGAAGAGGAGGCUGCAGCUCUGCGUUUGGCCCAGCGAGCAGAGAGAAGGAGGCAGGAGGUGGAGAGGAAGAGGAGGGAGAGGGAGGAAGAGGAGAGGAAGCAGCAGGAAAGGGAGCAGACAGAGGAUAAGAUGAGAAGCGAGCUGGAGGAGGAGAGGAGGAAGAGGGCUGAGAAUCUCAGGCUGAAGAAACUGGCAGAGGAGCAGGAGAAGAGGAAACUCGAGGAAGAGGAGCAGGAGCGAGGGAGGCGGGAACAGGCGGAAAGAGAAAGAGAAAGGAGGAGGCAGGAGGAGAAGAGGCGACAGAUGGAGAGACUCCAGAAGAUGAGAGAGGAGGAAGAACAGAGGAGGAAAGCUGAACUAGAGCGCCUGCGCCUGGAAGAGGAGAGGAUGCAGGAGGAGGAGAGCAAGAAGCUACAGGAGAUGGAUGAGGGUGAGAGGAUAGAGUACCUCUGUAGGAAGGAGCAGGAGGAGGAGGAGAGGAGGAUCAAAGAAGAGGAGCGUAAGAGGAGAGAAGAGGAGGCCGCCUUGCGGUCUGCAGAGGAGGCAAGGCUGCAGGCUGUGCUGCUUGAAAGACAGAUGGCGCUGUUGCACCAGCAGUUGGCCUUUAAAAGGGGUCUCGUGUUGGAGGCUGGAGGUCUGGAGAAAACUCAGGGUAUCUCCAGACCGUGGAUCUACUCUUACUUCACUUUGUUACAGCUACUGGGUCUAAAUCCAACUGAAGCUGAGACAAUCACCCCUGACCUUUAA
Molecule: messenger RNA, 3747 nt
Organism: Anoplopoma fimbria (sablefish)
Lineage: Eukaryota; Metazoa; Chordata; Actinopteri; Perciformes; Anoplopomatidae
Exons: 23
Coding region: 1-3747 (1248 amino acids)
Source: RefSeq, a predicted model, not a curated record